Molecule: messenger RNA, 957 nt
Organism: Dinoponera quadriceps
Lineage: Eukaryota; Metazoa; Arthropoda; Insecta; Hymenoptera; Formicidae
Exons: 3
Coding region: 41-604 (187 amino acids)
Source: RefSeq, a predicted model, not a curated record
AUAUUUUACAACCGCGUCUGCGCGCGCGGUUUCGCGCGAUAUGUUCGCGCGAUUUUUUCAAUCUAAUCUCUGCGACGCUAAUCUGCUAAUUAAUUGCCAACCGUUAUCGCGCCUGUGUCGCUUCGAAGAGCGCGAAUCCGCGCGAAUCUCGAUGCAUCCGACGAUGCAUUUUGCGUCGCAAUUUCGCGCUAAAAUCGCGAUUCGGAUAUCAACGUUACAUUUCGCAGAGCGGCUCGCGAGCCGUCGUACGUUUUUAUUGUUGCAGAUUGUAUCACGUCGCAACGGCCCGGUAAUGAUUCCGACGCUGGCGAGCCGCAAAUCGCUCACGUCGCACGACGCAAUUUCAUUUUUGCCGCAUCGUAUUUUUUCCACGGUCGAUAGAGAAGAGUCUGCUCAUCGGAGUGCAAACGGGUUAAACGAUUCUGCUACAGAUGUCUCCAUUGACGAGAUAACGAACGCGAAAUUACGAGCGCAUUCGCUUACACCCGUAUAUCCCGCAUAUAUCCUGAGACCUGUUUUUAAGCCUGUGACUUCAUCCGUCCAAACAGAGAGGUGUACGCCAAUUUACGCGAUACAAGAUGUGACCCUGGUUGAGAUCGGUUAAGCGAACGCUUUAUGCGCUAAUUCGGAUUACGAAGAUCCUCGCUAAUCUGUUCCAUUAAGCUCCGGUCACAUCAAGGCAUCCUUACACGAAACUUUGAGUGAAAAACUCACCCUUGAAAGUUGAAGUGCAGAAUCUCAAGUACAUUCGAGUUAUUCUUACUUCGAACCGGUUUUUAUUGACUGCUCGAUAUCUCCUUAACCUUGCGGAUCCUUGAUGUAAAAAAGAAGUAAGAAGCUGAAUUUAAUUUAAGUACUUAAUGCAAUACUUGUUAUAAAUGAGCACGUGAUUUACAUAUUUUUCUUUGUCACGACGCAACAUACGAACACAGAAAAAACAUUUUGUACUUGUGUUAA